Stomoxys calcitrans (stable fly) is the source of this 2723-nucleotide messenger RNA. Its product is annotated as zinc finger protein 181. The coding region runs from base 81 to 2585 and encodes 834 amino acids. Gene Ontology annotation, molecular function: zinc ion binding. NCBI's taxonomy places the organism in Eukaryota, Metazoa, Arthropoda, Insecta, Diptera, Muscidae. Gene Ontology annotation, cellular component: nucleus. The record is from RefSeq and is a predicted model, not a curated record. The transcript is spliced from 3 exons.
UUUCGCGUCGCUUGAUGAAAAGGAAAAAAAUUAAAAAAUUAGAAAAUUUAUUUUAACGUGUCUAAGAUCAGAUUUACAUUAUGGCCGCUGCCGUUUUGGAUCAAGAUGCCCUUCAGCAAGAGCUGAAAAAGAGAAAAAUAUGUCGUUUCUGCCUAUGUCAGACAAUACCAAAUCUGACUAACAUAUAUCAGCGUGAUACUCGUAUUAAAACUUCAGCCCCACUCCCUAUACAAAUAAUGGCAAUAGCAUCUAUUGAGGUCUUUAGCAAUGAUGGAAUGCCUUGUUUUGUCUGCUCUGAUUGUACAGCAAUUUUUGAAUUUAGUUAUCAAUUUAAGCAGAUGUGCAAGAAAGCGGACAAUUUAUUACGACAAUAUCCUUUGACUGGUAAAUGGCCUCAGCAAUUGCCGCAGCCAAUAUUGGGGACACCAACGCAACAAACUUUGUCUCCCAUGGGUAUAAAUAAGCAACGUGCCCAAACCACACAAAUUCGCAUCCAAUCGGCCAACAAGCAGAUCGUUCUUCAGGAAUCUCCAGCACAAAUAAGAAAAAUUCUAAAUGCUGCGCCUGUGCCAGACCCGGAACCUCCGCAGCCUGCGCGUCCAAAAUCAGAAAUAUUUGAUGACGAUUUAGCAACGAGCUUUCUGGCCAAACUUGAAAAUAACGAUGAGAUAUCAAUAGAUGACAUCCAGCAGCUUGUGGGUUCUGAAGAUGCAGAUGAAAUGGAUUACGCUGAUCCAAUCCAAAAGCCAACAACUGUCGUUGAGACUUCUUUAAAAAAUAAGCCAAAAAAAUUAUUGAAUAAGGCAUCUGUGCGAAUACUCAACAAAGAUGCUGGUCUUGAUCAAGAGCCAAGACUUAGUUUGCCGAAAAUUAAAAAGGAUCAAGAUGGCAAAAUGGAAAUCGUUGCCGAAAUUCUAAACGUUGAUGAGCCCUAUGAAAACGAGUCGGACCCGAAAAAUGCAGAAGUUAUUGAAACAAAUGUUUACCCUUGUCCUCACUGUGAGCGAUCUUUUCCCUUGUUGCAGCUUAGAGAUAUACAUAUAAAAAACCAUACACGGGACAGAAAAUUCGAUUGCGAGGAAUGUGAUAAAUCGUUUUUCUCCAAAUAUGACCUGCAACGCCAUUCGUUUACACACAACGGCGAGAAACCAUUUAAAUGUUCUGCCUGUGACAAGGCUUUUUCGCGCUCCAGUCUUUUGCAGAGGCAUGAAAAAUCGCACACUGACAUUCCCAAGUUUAUAUGCGUUACGUGCGAGCGACCAUUCAUAUCAAAAGAGGCCAUGGAGAAACACGCAGAACGUCACAAAAUAAAUCGCCCUUUUCAGUGCAAGUUGUGCAACAAAGUGUUCGCCUUUAAGCAAGGCCUGGAACGCCAUGAAGUUAUACACUCUCGCCAACAGCCAUAUCCUUGUCAAUAUUGCAACCAGAGCUUUUCGACUACUACCAAAUUGGCACGUCACUUGACUGCACAUGCUGGUCAGAGACCAUAUCCAUGCAAAUUUUGCAAGAAAUCAUAUCUGUUGUCACAUCAUUUGACUCGACAUUUAAGAUCGCAUAGAAAUCUUUUAGAUACUUCCACGGUGGUCUCAUUUAUGUGUAGCAGGUGCGGCUCCAACUUCGAUACACGUGACCAAUUGAUUGCUCAUUCUACAACACAUGCUACUAAAGAUAAUCUGUCUUGCCCUCUGUGCAAGGAAAGCUUUGAUAACAUUGAGAUGUUGACAGCACACAUAGGUUCCCAUUCGGAGGGUGAGGCAUAUGCUUGUGAAUUCUGCGAUUUGAUCUUUAUGACACCUGAGAAAUUGCUAAUACAUACCGAUGCUGAGCAUGCCCAAGAAAUGGAAGCCUACCACGAAGAUGAUCGCGUACAGGCCGAUUUGAAAACCCAAAACCAGGAAGGAGCUAUUAAUUCAUCAAAUAUCAGCGACGAAACCUUUCAAACAACAGUUGAUGAAAUUCUCUUUGAUGAGUCUUCAGAGUAUGCAGAGAAGCCCGAAAGUCAGAUAAUCAUAAAAACAGAAAAAAUGUCUCCGCAAAUAAUAAACCAAAUUGUGAUCCAGAGUGUAGCGGAAAAUACCAAAGGGGCGGAUGAAACCGAAGAUAACAACAGCCUUCUGGUACCACUGAAACAACGUAAAAUUCAAACUAAUACGAGUAGAACUGAAUCUCAACCCAUGGCACAAAAAUCGACACAACCUUCGCCACAAUUGCGACGAAAAAUUCCUUUAAAUCAACCGACCAUAGAGAAAAGCCUACCUUCAAUUGCAGAUUCGUUGCUUAAAAUGCCCAAGGGUGUUACAGUUAAGAAAACCGUAAUUAAGAAAACCGCACCAAACAAUACCCCCAUGAAAAUGCAAACUUUGAACAAAUUUCUCAAUAAAUUGGAAGUUUCGAAUAAAUCACAAGGAAAUGUAGACCGUUUGACAUCGAAUAAUAGUUCAAGUGUUGUUAAAAUGAAGAUUGGCGACAAAAACGUUAAGGUACAGAAGAUGCGUGUAACAAAGGCCCAAGCUGAGGCUAUGGCCAAGGAAGGCAAAAUAAAAAUUAAGGAUGGGCAAAUGAUUUUGAACAGAAGCGUUCUUUAAUUUAGGCUAUUCAUUUAGUUUGUUCAAUUUCUUUGUAAUAAAAAAUAGAUUUCUAUGACUCCCUAUACAUACAUAUACAUACUUUAUUAUUGUAUUUAUAUAUAUAUAAAAAAUCUUCAAUUUAUAUAAACAUACUCG